UAUAAAGAAAUUCAUUGAAUAGGUCGAAUGACUGUAUAACUGUCUCUGGACAGUAGUUCCAAGUUAAUAGGUUCGUUUCGUUUAUCUAUGGGUUCAGUUUUCAGUUUCAUUCAGCCGCGCAUAAGACAUGAGAGGUUAAAAAUUUUCCAAGAAGAAAAUUUCAUGAAGAACAUGUGGCCUGAAAUUGAAACUGUUAAAAGAGAAAAUCGUUAUGAGAUUGCUUUAUCAGGAUCUGCCAUUGAUGAAAAGAUAAAAGAACAUGGUUUAGACGAUUCAUUAUUUAGCUUAGUAAAUUUGAAUUAUAUAUGUAUAAAUAGUACUUGUUUAAGCGAAAUUCCUGACAGAAUAUCCCAACUUACAAAUUUACAAACCUUGUCUUUAUAUGAUAAUCAGAUCAUCCAUUUGAAUCCUCUAAUUGAGAAGUUGAAUAAAUUGAAAACCCUGGAUUUAUCAGGCAAUCAUCUCACAGAAGUUCCAGAUAUAUUUAGUAAUUUAGAACAAAUCGUAACAAUAAAUCUGUCAAGGAAUAAUAUUAGACGAUUUCCAACAUUGAGGAAUAAUAAAAAAUUGACAGAAUUAAAUUUAUCCAAUAACGAAUUGGAGGAAUUUCCUGAUGUUUGUAAUGCUGAAUUAACUAAUUUAAGUGAGUUAAAAUUGAGUCAGAAUCAAAUUGAGUUGAUUCCUGAAGAAAUAAAUAUAUUGCCAUUGUUGAAAGUAUUAGAUGUGGGUUCUAAUAAAAUUAAGAGUUUACCAGGCAAUUUAGGAGACUGUGGAAAAUUAAAAGAAUUAAAUGUAAAGCAGAAUCCAAUUUGCGACAGAAGACUAUUGAAACUAAUUGACCAAUGUAGAACUAAGCAAAUUUUAGAUUAUGUCAGGCAACAUGGUCCAAAAACAGCAAGGAAUGUACAGGGUAAUUCCAAAAAAGGGAAGAAAAAUCACAGAAUAUCUGAAAAUGCGGAUGACAUCUCAUCUAAUUCAGAGUUUAAGUAUAAAAUUACAGUUUUCCGUGCCAAAGAUGAUGAUUGUGCUGUUAUCAUUUCUAAGAAUGUGGAAACAGUGAGGAAAUACAUAAUCUGCUGUAUAGUACAAAGUAUUGUUUUUAGUGAAAGUACUUUAAAAAAGUUUUUACAACUUCAAAAUAAAAUUCAUGAAAAUGAAUGUUGUAAAAGGAAUGCAGCAACUAUAGCAACACAUGAUUUCAAGAAACUGGGCACUGGAAACUUAACAUAUACUACCAUGAAACCCGAUGAAUUGAAACUGAGACCGUUGAACAGAAGUAAAGAAAUGACUGGGAAAGAACUGUUCGAGAAACUCCAAAUUGAAGCUGAAAAUUUUAGAAAAGAGAAGAAACGUAAUACCUACUCUGGCAUACACAGAUAUUUGUAUCUUAUUGAAGGAAAACCAGAAUUCCCUUGUCUACUUAAUUCAAAGGGAGAAGUUAUUUCUUUUCCUCCUAUUACAAAUGCAGAUAUUUCAAAGGAGUCUGAAUAUGGGCUCAGUCUGGAAAAAUAUGUACCCAUUCUUUGUGGUAUUUAAAGUUGUCCUGACCUUGAAUCCUGGGAGACUUGGAAUUCUGAACCCAGGUCAGCUUUACUGGGACUCAAACUUAUAAGGCAAAGAUAGUUUCUAUGCAAAGCAUACCGAAGGAAAAUGGUAGAAGGCAAGCAACAUAGGGCAAAAUCAGGGGUGUCAAGUCAAGGUUAUUUAAGCACAUUAACUAUAACAUCAAGUUACUAUCAGCAAGGAAUGUCACUGGCAAAUUCAACGCAUCCAGUUUAUCACUGAAAUUGAUUGAAAUAUCAAGAGUUGAGGAUAUCUAUGUGAGGAAAGUGCAAAAUAUGUAUAGUUUGGUACUUCUAGUUUUUGAUGAAAUGUAUAAACCACCCUGUAUCUCAUAAACGAAUAGAGUUAUGAUAAUUGUCAACGCUGAUUCAGACUAUCCAAAUUGUCCUGCAGCGUACAGUUAUUCAUAAACAUCCUGUAUAAAUUUCUAAUUGUCAGAAGCUGCAAAAUCCACGGAGCCAACUCAUCCAAGAGGGCUGAUGGGAGAACAGCAUCACUCUCUCACGAUGUGCAAAUGCCCUCUAACAAAGCCAGCAAUGAAUGCAAGGCAAUCCAGUUCGGAAACAGUGGUUGAUUAGGACUUAUCCGAUUCUCGAUUAUUUUUUCAGUACGAGCUUUGUCAAGUGUUUCGAGAAUUUUAGUAAUACAUGGUGAAAGAGCAAUUGUUCUAUAGGUACCAGGAAGUUCAGAAGACUUACCUACCUUACUCUUUGAAAAGGCAGUAUCAUUGGAGCAUGUGAGAACAACUGUUUUGAUAAGCCAUCCAAUCCCAAGUUACUCUAGUUUAACAAGGUUGAGAGAUGUUCUUCCAAGGUACAUUCAUUAUUAGUGUGGUUCCUAAGCAUAGCAGGCAUGCAAUUCU
Harmonia axyridis is the source of this 2425-nucleotide messenger RNA. Its product is annotated as leucine-rich repeat-containing protein 47-like. NCBI's taxonomy places the organism in Eukaryota, Metazoa, Arthropoda, Insecta, Coleoptera, Coccinellidae. The record is from RefSeq and is a predicted model, not a curated record. Gene Ontology annotation, biological process: phenylalanyl-tRNA aminoacylation. The transcript has 5 exons. Gene Ontology annotation, molecular function: RNA binding; phenylalanine-tRNA ligase activity; protein binding. The coding region runs from base 88 to 1536 and encodes 482 amino acids.